Penaeus chinensis is the source of this 605-nucleotide messenger RNA. RefSeq lists its product as uncharacterized. The record is from RefSeq and is a predicted model, not a curated record. NCBI's taxonomy places the organism in Eukaryota, Metazoa, Arthropoda, Malacostraca, Decapoda, Penaeidae. The transcript is spliced from 9 exons. The coding region runs from base 1 to 453 and encodes 150 amino acids.
AUGUUUGCAGCGCGUGUUCCUGUGGGCGUCCGCCUCCUCCUUCUGCCCCUACUCCUGUGCUGCGUGAAGGGCGCCCUGCCGUUCCCCCACGGCGUCGCCUCGCGGAUGGACGCCGCCCUGCCGCUUCUCUACCGCCUGGCACUGCCCAGGGACCUCGUGGCUGAGGAGGCUCUUCCUGCCAGAGAUCCCGUCCCUGAGCUGAGAAACGACGACCUGCUGCGUCUCCAGGCGUUGCUGCGCCAGCUGCCCAGCCUCUACCCGGUCGCGGCGGCCGCCGCCCCCUCCUCCUCCGCCGAGUUCCUCGGGUCGCCCUCCAAACGCCAGGGCAUGAGCGGAAAGCAAUACCUUGGAGCACAGCGAUUAUGUGAGCUGGACAUACGAAACUGCUCCGAGGAUAUGAUAGGCCCCUUCAGCUCUCAGUACCAGAGGAGAAACGCGGGAAUGGGCGCUUAAACUCCAGAUCCCUCCAACAGAGAAACAUUUGUCUAUCGAAAUAACCCAUCAACCCAAAGGAGAUACAGUGCUACAGUGGCUUUACGCAGUCUAAUAGAAACAAUGGUGUACAUGUUAAUGCAUUUUAAGUAAUAAAUGAAUUGAGAUUUGAA